Messenger RNA from Stomoxys calcitrans (stable fly), 1150 nucleotides. Its product is annotated as 5-hydroxytryptamine receptor 2A. Gene Ontology annotation, biological process: chemical synaptic transmission; G protein-coupled receptor signaling pathway, coupled to cyclic nucleotide second messenger. Gene Ontology annotation, cellular component: membrane; dendrite. Bases 83 to 1150 code for a protein of 355 amino acids. Gene Ontology annotation, molecular function: G protein-coupled serotonin receptor activity; neurotransmitter receptor activity. NCBI's taxonomy places the organism in Eukaryota, Metazoa, Arthropoda, Insecta, Diptera, Muscidae. The record is from RefSeq and is a predicted model, not a curated record. The transcript has 7 exons.
GCUCUCUCCCAUACGGUUCAUACAUUUGUGUUCGCAUCCCGGAAGUUCUGUGCUCUAAUCUCAUUUCCGUUUCGUGUUUAAUAUGGCACGUAAAACUAAAUUUGAUGAUGCCUUGGAUUACAUAUUCAUCGCUAAUGACAAAAAUCCCAAUACUUACGUCAUAUCACCCGCACAUCCUGCUGUCACCUUGUCCGCAACCACAACAACAGUCCGAACGAUGAUGGCCCAUGCCAAUAGUGAUUCGGCCGGCAAUAGAUUAGUGAAUACUCUAAAUGGUGCUGCUGCCCUCACUGCUGUAUCCGUCACUGCCAGCGCUGCUGUUCUAGGCAGCAGCAUUAGUAGCAGCAAUAAUCACAACCAAAUACCUGCGUUCUCCGCCGAAUCGCUAAUAGCUGCUGCGGACAGCACUAUGUAUGACAGUGUGGCUGUCGAUUUGGGUUCGCUGUUGAUCAAUGGUUCGCUGUUGAAUGAUACCAGUCUGCUGGCAGACAUAUUCAAUGGCAGCGAUGUCAUGGGCAAUGUAACCAGUGGCAAUAUGACCAACCCGGAGGAUGUGGGCGAACUGAUACGAAUGGCUGCCACAUCAGUGGUGCUGGGCCUCAUGAUCCUCAUAACCAUCAUAGGCAAUGUUUUUGUGAUAGCCGCCAUCAUUCUGGAGCGACAUUUGCAGAAUGUUGCUAAUUACUUGGUAGCAUCGUUGGCCGUUGCAGAUUUGUUUGUAGCAUGCCUUGUAAUGCCAUUGGGUGCCGUUUAUGAGAUAAGUCAAGGAUGGAUAUUGGGACCGGAAUUGUGUGACAUAUGGACAUCCAUUGAUGUUUUAUGUUGCACGGCAUCGAUAUUGCAUUUGGUGGCCAUUGCUGUUGAUAGGGACAUUUAUAACCAAAAGGCACAAAAAAAGGGGGAGAAGAAGGAGCAGCAGGAAGAGAGCCGCACUACUCCGGAGGGCCAAUACGCCGAGCUCUUUGCCGCGCAGAAUGAAUUGACGCAACUGCGUGUCUUAACUUCGCAUCCUGAAAAGUACGAAGUUAAUCAUACUCAUGAAGUUUUUCUCUUUCAUUGGCUUAAUCUUUUUAUGCAAAAACAACACACCAAGUGUUACAGCAACAUUAUAAACGGCAGCAAAAACAACAGCAGUAGCAAACAUCAGUAG